This is a messenger RNA of Mycena indigotica, 936 nucleotides long. RefSeq lists its product as uncharacterized. Bases 13 to 936 code for a protein of 307 amino acids. The record is from RefSeq and is a predicted model, not a curated record. The transcript has 3 exons. NCBI's taxonomy places the organism in Eukaryota, Fungi, Basidiomycota, Agaricomycetes, Agaricales, Mycenaceae.
CGUUUCUCUUCCAUGGCGCAACCAGCGCUGCCUCUCGAACUGGAGCGCAACAUCUUCAAACUGGCCGUGACAGACCAGACGAUGAUUACGACGCUGACGCUCGUCGCAUGGCGCGUCAACGCCUGGAUUGGACCCCUACGGUACCGUGUCCGGGUUAUAGAGAGAGGAGCUGCAUUGGAUGCGCUAUGUCUCCGGAUGGCACAACGGCCCGAGGAUGCGGCACUUACGCUGUUCCUCGCGACGACGGCACGGUCGAACGAACUGAGCAGUGUGGCGCGCUUGGCCCGAGCGUUCCCGAAUCUCGUGGAUCUGGGGCUAUGGGGUUUGCCGGUUUCACCUCUGGACAUGCAGGCGCUGCACGCGUUGACUCAUCUGCGCCGUCUGUCACUGAACCCGCGAUAUGCCCUCGCAAGAGACGUCGCAGAGGCCCGGCCGGCGUUCGCGCCACUCACCCGGCUGACACACCUCGAGAUUUUUGGGGACCUUGCGGAGUGGAUGGUUCCCGCGCUGGCCGUGGCAUUCCCCGGGCUGACGCACAUGUCCUUCGUUGAACUGAGCUUUCCUGGGCUCAUGCAGGCUGUGCUGCAGGCCCAAAAAACGCUGCGGGUGUUUGUGUAUGUUUACCUCGCAUACAAGAAUGGACCUCAUCCGUGGGAGUCCCCGGAGGAGGUGGCAAAUUCGCUCGGUGUCAAGGAUCCACGGCUCGCUGUCGUUAGGAUUAUUGGGCGAGGGCAGAGGACGAUGUUGCCCGCAGAAGCACGAAAAGGUCGAUGGAGGAAGGGGCAGAUGGGGAUCCAUAACGCAGAGACUCGGAGCCAUCCCAAGAUUGCCCGCCGACGCAUGGACGAGCCCAAACUGAGUGUAAAAGUGAAAUCCGCGCAUCCGUCGCCCUAUCAAUCGAUCUUGACGGCGGUUGGUUCAAUGCUUCCCACUUGA